AUGGCAACCAUUCCAGAAAGCAAUGUGGACGUUCUCAUCGUUGGAAGUGGGCCAGCUGGGCUGAUGAUGGCAACCUGGAUGGCCAAAUGUGGCAUCCACGCCCGAAUAAUUGACAAGCGAGGAACGAAGAUAUUCAACGGACAGGCGGAUGGCCUCCAAUGCCGUACCCUGGAGAUCCUCGACUCCUUCGGCAUUGGACAUAGAGCAUGGCGCGAAGCAAACCACAUGCUGGAGAUUUGCCUUUGGAACCCCGACGUAAAUGGAGUCAUCAGACGAAGCGACCGAAUCCCUGACACUAUACCGGGCAUCAGCCGCUUCCAGCAGGUUGUCUUGCACCAGGGUCGAAUCGAGAGAUUCUUCCUCGACGCGAUCACAGAGGCGAGUGGAAUUCGCGUUGAGAGGGGAGUGAUGCCGUCGAAGCUCGAGAUAGACGAAUCUCUUGUUGAAGAUGACGAUUCAUAUCCAAUCACUGUUACUCUAAGACACCUCACUGAAGAAGAAGCCACUCCAAGGCAGACUUCGACGUCUGUAAACGGCCAAAUGGUCCAGGAUGGGCUCUUUCGCAGCAACCUUGCCAACGACACACAAGAUCUGCUUGAGUUGUCAAAGCUUCAUGACAAGGCGAAUAGCGAGGAAGUUGUUCACGCAAAGUAUCUCAUCGGUGCAGAUGGAGCACACUCGUGGACGCGCAAUCAGCUUGGCCUAAAGCUCGAGGGGGAUUCGACUGACUAUAUCUGGGGCGUGCUGGAUAUUGUACCAAUUACCGACUUUCCAGACAUCAGAAUGAGAUGCGCUAUUCACUCUGCUAACAACGGAAGCGUCAUGGUUAUACCGAGGGAGAAUAAGCUCGUUCGACUUUACAUCCAGCUGACGACAACGGAAAAGACGGGAGACGGUUCGUCGAGAGCGGACAGAUCUAAGAUCAAUCCCCAAGUCAUUCUAGAGUCUGCGCAGAGGAUAAUGGCGCCGUACAACAUCACCUACCGGAAGCUGGACUGGUGGACGGCGUACCAGAUAGGCCAGCGUGUCGGUACGUCCUUUUCAGUGCAUGAGCGUGUGUUUCUCGCAGGCGAUGCAGUGCACACUCAUAGUCCCAAAGCAGGCCAGGGAAUGAAUGUGAGCAUGCAGGAUACAUUCAAUCUUGGCUGGAAGGUUGCCAGUGUUGUCAAGGGCCAUGCCAAGCGAUCUAUUCUCAAGACAUACCAGUCAGAGAGGCGUGGCAUUGCGCAGGAGCUCAUUGCGUUUGACCACAAAUUCUCCAGGCUCUUUUCGGGCCGGCCCGCCAAAGACGUCAUGGAUGCAGAGGGUAUAAGCAUGGAGGAGUUCAAAGCAGCAUUCUUGAAGGGUCAUAUGUUCGCCAGUGGCAUUGCUGUAAACUACGGAGCCAGUCUGCUUGUUGCAAAGAAAGGCAGCAACGAGGCGCAGGGGGAUGGCAGACAGGUAUCCGUCGCGAACUCUCCAGACAAGGUCACCUCUGAUGAGUCCCUAUGCGGUGACAUAACUGUUGGCAUGAGAAUUCAAAGUCACAAAGUCCUCAACCAAGCCGAUGCUCGACCCUGGCACCUUCAAGAACUCCUUCCCAGCAACGGCCGUUGGCGUGUUAUUGUUUUUGCUGGAAACGUCAACAACAGUGAGCAACGAGGCAAGCUGGAAGGGCUGGCCCAAGAUUUCGGCAACCAGAAUGCAUUCUUACGCGCCUCUACCCCCGCGAGUGCUAAGCAUGACGAAGUAUUUGAGCUUCUUCUCAUUCACAAUGCUCCUCGAACCAGUGUUACCAUCUUCGACUUCCCAGAGGUAUUCCGCCACUUUGACGAGAUUGAUGGCUGGGACUACAACAAGAUAUUUGUGGACGACGUUUCGUACCACGAAGGCUUCGGAAAUAUUUACGGGGCCUUGGGCAUUCCGCAUAGCGGAUGCAUUGUUAUUGUUCGACCAGAUCAGUACGUGUCUUAUGUUGGUCCAAUGGACGAUACUGCUGCAGUAAGCCGCUUCUUCGGAGGUUUUAUGACGCUUCAACAGCAACCAUCCCGGGUACAGACAGGUUUAAAGCUUAAAAACGCCCAAUGA
Trichoderma reesei QM6a is the source of this 2067-nucleotide messenger RNA. RefSeq names its product glycoside hydrolase family 16. The record is from RefSeq and is a predicted model, not a curated record. Gene Ontology annotation, molecular function: FAD binding. Bases 1 to 2067 code for a protein of 688 amino acids. The transcript has 4 exons. NCBI's taxonomy places the organism in Eukaryota, Fungi, Ascomycota, Sordariomycetes, Hypocreales, Hypocreaceae.